UGUAGGUCUGGCUUCUUUCUUUUGAGGAUAAUGCCAAUGUCAUGGGUACCUUAGGUUCGUUGAUCGGUAAGCAUUGCCGUACAUUAUUCUGGUACCGGCACACAGAGAAGUUGAGUGGUUCCUUGGGGCUAUUCCGAAACAACAGAAUCAUGGCAGACGGAGAUUUACACGGACUUACUGAUGAAGAGGCAGCAACCGCAUGCAGUGAGCCUGAUCCAUCUACCAAAGACUUUAUCUUCCAACAAACCAUGUACCGCAUCAAAGACGCCAAAAAAUCUUUGGAUUUCUACACCAGAAUUCUGGGGAUGAGACUUCUGAAGAAGUGUGAUUUUCCUGCCAUGAAAUUCACAAUCUACUUCAUGGGCUUUGAAUCGAAGGAAGACAUCCCAACUGACGAGAAGGAGAGGGGUGCCUGGGCCAUGUCUCGGAAAGCAACUCUGGAAUUGACUCACAAUUGGGGCACUGAGAACGAUCCAAGUAUGAAAUAUCACAAUGGGAACACUGAACCCCGAGGAUUUGGUCACAUUGGAAUCCUUGUCCCAUGUUUGGAGAAAGCUUGUGCCAGGUUCGAGGAGCUGGGUGUGACUUUCGUGAAGAGGCCUACAGAUGGUCAGUUGCUGCCGAUGUAGUUGAUGGCCAUUUCCUCUAAUGAUUGCAGGAAGA
Darwinula stevensoni is the source of this 663-nucleotide messenger RNA. The record is from the annotation of a GenBank genome assembly. NCBI's taxonomy places the organism in Eukaryota, Metazoa, Arthropoda, Ostracoda, Podocopida, Darwinulidae.